Propithecus coquereli (Coquerel's sifaka) is the source of this 1298-nucleotide messenger RNA. RefSeq names its product arylamine N-acetyltransferase 1. NCBI's taxonomy places the organism in Eukaryota, Metazoa, Chordata, Mammalia, Primates, Indriidae. The record is from RefSeq and is a predicted model, not a curated record. The transcript has 2 exons. The coding region runs from base 46 to 918 and encodes 290 amino acids. Gene Ontology annotation, molecular function: acetyltransferase activity.
UCCUGGUUCCUGGCACAAGUAACCAAUGUAUGGAGCUCCGGCAUCAUGGACAUUGAAGCAUAUUUUGAAAGAAUUGGUUAUAAGAACUCUAGGAAGAACUUGGACUUGGAAACACUAACUGACAUUCUUCAGCACCACAUCCGGGCCAUUCCCUUUGAGAACCUUAACAUACAUUGUGGGGAAGCCAUGGAGUUGGGCUUACAAGCCAUUUUUGAUCAAAUCGUGAGAAGGAACCGGGGUGGAUGGUGUCUCCAGGUCAAUCAACUUCUGUACUGGGCUCUCAGCACAAUCGGUUUUGAGACCAUAAUUUUGGGAGGAUAUGUUUACAUAACUGCAGUUGACAAAUACAGCAGUAACAUGAUUCACCUUGUACUGCAGGUGACCAUUGGUAGCAGGAAGUACAUUGUUGAUGCUGGGUUUGGACGCUCCUACCAGAUGUGGCAGCCUCUGGAGUUAAUUUCUGGGAAGGAUCAGCCUCAGGUGCCUUGCAUCUUCCGCUUGAGAGAAGAGAGUGGCAUCUGGUACCUGGACCAAAUCAGAAGAGAGCAGUACAUUCCAAAUGAAGAAUUUCUUAAUUCUGAUCUCCUGGAAAAGAAUAAAUACCGAAAAAUCUACUCCUUUACUCUUGAACCUCGAACAAUUGAAGAUUUUGAGUCUAUUAAUACAUACCUGCAGGAAUCUCCAGCAUCUGUAUUUACAAGCAAAUCAUUUUGUUCUUUGCAGACCCCAGAAGGGGUUCACUGUUUAGUAGGCUGGACCCUCACCUCCAGGAGAUUCAAUUAUAAGGACAAUAUAGAUCUGGUAGAGUUUAAGACUCUGGAUGAGGAAGAAAUAGAAGAAGUGCUGAAAAAUAUAUUUAAUAUUUCCCUGGAGAAAAAGCUUGUGCCCAAACAUGGUGAUCGAUCUUUUAAUAUUUAAGUUAAGAAACAAAAUAAACCUCUCUAUAUUAAUCAGCCAGCUCACCAGUUAUCAACUGAUGACCUCUCAUAUUUCCUCUAACCCCCUACAUUAUUUUGAAGAAAAUUCUAGACAUCAAAUUAUUUCACCCAUAAAAAUGUCAGUAUAUACAAUUAAAUAGCUUUUUACAGAAGCAUAAGCACACACCUCUUCAAAUUAAUAAUAAAGGCAGUGUAAGGUUAGUCUGUGGUAAUCUUGGGAACCAUAGUGGCUUAUGCUAGAAAACUUUCAAUAUUGGGUUACUGUUGAAUUCCUAGAAGAUUGUUGUUGGUGAUAGGUAAACAGAAUGUUAUGGAAAAACUUACUGUUUAUAAAGUAUAUUAAAACAUUGUUGGCUAAUA